AGCAUGCACUUAACAUGCGGUACUCCUCAAUGUAAAAUUACUCCCUUCUUUAAUUAUUUUCCUUUGUGGGAUAAUAGAUGUAGGUUCCUUUGGAAGUCCUAAAGGUGCUCAGUCGCAUUUACUAGGUCUUUGCCCCUGCCUUCCCAUCGAACGGCCAUUUCCACCACCUUGAGCCCCCAAAGUUCUUUCUCCAUUUUCCAUCCUUUCCCCUCGCUUUCCCUCGCUUUCCCUCAUCUUUAUAAACAAAGACAAGCCACAAGCGGGAUUCAGUUAAGAAGGAAGAUGUCAAACAAAUCCCCCGUUUUCCCCAUGCCAGAGCCUCAACAUUUCAGUGACUAUGGAUUUGACCCACAAAUUGAUUAUUUUCAGGUGUUGGAAGAAGCAAAGAUGCACAGAAAAGAGGCAUCGAGAUCAUCCAUAGAUGCUCUGCAUUUCAAGCUCCAAAAACCUAUUGUCAAUGACGAACCCAAGAAGACCCACAAGGCGAAGAAGAAGAAGCGGUGGUGGAGGAAUGCAUUCCUUUUCUUUAAACGGAGAUGGGUUUCCCACGGCAGCCGCCGUCAUCCUGAUCUCGACCUCGACCUCGACGAGGACGUGCAUCAUGCCAGGGCCAAAGCUUUCCGGGCUUCUAUAUCAGGACCCGUUUACAUAACCGAGAGCAGAAGCGGGUCAAGCACUCCUUACCUGACCACAAGCCGCCCCUCUUCCGGUCCUCUUGCCGGAACCUCGAAGCCGGAUUUUUCCAGGGCCAUUCCUUAUUUGAGUCUCAGGGAACUUAACUUGGAGCAGCAACAACUGAGCGUUUCUACAUCUGCCAUGCCCAUAUAUUUGGUUACUUAGCAAACAUUUUGAGUUGAAGUUAGUUCCUUUAGAGCCCUUACUAUCAUCUUUUAGGAUUUGCAAUUGGGCCAAAAUUUCUAGUAGUAUGAUUUGUUUAAAGAUUAGAUCUUUGAGGGUAGAGAGGAAAGGGCUGCAUCCUCCCUUUAUUUGUUUUCUGCCCUUCUUUUUCUGCACGGCUCCUUUAUCGAUGAUUUCUGCAAAGUGCAAAGUACUAUAAUGAACUUGUGCUUUGAGU
Messenger RNA from Rubroshorea leprosula, 1075 nucleotides. The record is from the annotation of a GenBank genome assembly. Lineage: Eukaryota; Viridiplantae; Streptophyta; Magnoliopsida; Malvales; Dipterocarpaceae.